Molecule: messenger RNA, 2164 nt
Organism: Herpailurus yagouaroundi (jaguarundi)
Lineage: Eukaryota; Metazoa; Chordata; Mammalia; Carnivora; Felidae
Gene: GGT1
Product: gamma-glutamyltransferase 1
Exons: 14
Coding region: 280-1986 (568 amino acids)
Biological process (GO): peptide modification; regulation of inflammatory response; regulation of immune system process
Cellular component (GO): plasma membrane
Molecular function (GO): glutathione gamma-glutamate hydrolase
Source: RefSeq, a predicted model, not a curated record
GGGGGAAGGAGGGGAGGAGCUGGGUCAGAGCGGGGCACUGGGGACUCAGCCCUGUGCUGGAGAGCAGCAGGAGGACCAGCGUAGAGCCAGGAGAGCAAAGAGGCUGCCUGAUCGAGGUGUCUGUCUGGAGCAGAUUCUGCGGACACCAUCUCCUACUGUCUGUGAGGGAGACCCCAGUUAUUUCCUUAGCUGUUUCAGCCAAGCCCUCCCGGCUUUUGUGGCCACCUCCCCAGGCAAGGUGUGGGGCUUCCAUCCGCUGAGAAAGGUACUUGCAGAGCCAUGAAGAAGCGGUAUGUGGUGCUGGCCCUGCUGGCCGUGGUCCUAGUGAUCUUCAUCAUCAUCCUGUGCCUUUGCCUGCUCUUGACCUCCAAGCCACAGAGUCACGUCUACCCCAGGGCAGCUGUGGCCACAGAUGCCAAGUAUUGCUCAGAGAUCGGGAGGGACAUGCUGAGGGACGGUGGCUCGGCGGUGGAUGCUGCCAUUGCGGCCCUGCUGUGUGUGGGGCUCAUGAACGCCCACAGCAUGGGCAUCGGGGGCGGCCUGUUCCUCACCAUCUACAACAGCACCACGCGAAAAGUUGAGAUCAUCAACGCCCGUGAGGUGGCCCCUGGGCUGGCCUCCGAAGGCAUGUUCAACAGCCCGGAGCAGUCACAGAAAGGGGGGCUGUCGGUGGCAGUUCCCGGUGAGAUCCGAGGCUAUGAGUUGGCCCACCAGCGGCAUGGGCGGCUGCCCUGGGCUCACCUCUUUCAGCCCAGCAUCCAGCUGGCCCGCCAGGGCUUCCCUGUGGGGAAGGGCUUGGCGGCAGCCCUGGAGAAAGACAGGGCUGUCAUCGAGGAACAGCCUGCACUGUGUGAGGUGUUCUGCCGGGAUGGGAAGGUGCUGCGGGAGGGGGACAGACUGACCAUGCCGCAGCUGGCCAACACGUACGAGACGCUGGCCUUGGAGGGAGCCCAGGCCUUCUACAACGGGAGCCUCACAGCCCAGAUUGUCAAGGACAUCCAGGAGGCUGGGGGCAUUAUGACCACCGAGGACCUGAACAACUACCGUGCUGAGCUGAUAGAGCAGCCACUGAACAUCAGCCUCGGGGACGCCCAGCUCUAUGUGCCCAGUGCCCCACUCAGUGGGCCGGUGCUGGCUCUCAUCCUCAACAUCCUCAAGGGGUACAACUUCUCCCCAGCGAGUGUGGAGACACCCGAACAGAAGGGUCUCACCUACCACCGCAUCGUGGAGGCCUUCCGGUUUGCCUAUGCCAAGAGGACCCUGCUUGGGGACCCCAAGUUUGUCAAUAUGAUGGAGGUGGUCCGCAACAUGAGCUCCGAGUUCUUUGCCGCCCAGCUCCGGGCCCGGAUCUCUGAUGAUACCACUCACCCGUUCCCCUACUAUGAGCCUGAGUUCUACACGCCUGAUGAUGGUGGCACUGCCCACCUGUCCGUGGUCGCAGAGGACGGCAGCGCUGUGUCGGCCACCAGCACCAUCAACCUCUACUUCGGUUCUAAGGUACGAUCACGGGUCAGUGGGAUCCUCUUCAAUGAUGAAAUGGAUGACUUCAGCUCCCCCAACAUCACCAACCAGUUCGGGGUGCCCCCCUCACCAGCCAACUUCAUCAAACCAGGGAAGCAGCCACUCUCAUCCAUGUGUCCAGCGAUCAUCGUGGGCCGGGAUGGCCAGGUCCGCAUGGUGGUGGGUGCCUCCGGGGGCACGAAAAUCACCACAGCCACUGCGCUGGCCAUCAUCCAUAGCCUGUGGUUUGGCUACGAUGUGAAGCGGGCAGUAGAGGAGCCCCGACUGCACAACCAGCUUCUGCCUAACACCACGACCCUGGAGAAAGACACUGACCAGGCGGUGGUUGCAGCCCUGAAGACCCGGCACCACCACGCUGAGGUCACUUCCAACUUCAUCGCUGUGGUACAGGCCAUUGUCCACACGGCUGGUGGCUGGGCAGCUGCCUCAGAUUCCAGGAAAGGCGGGGAGCCUGCUGGCUACUGAGUACUCAGGGCGGGCAAGGCUGACUGGUGACCUAAGGAUGAGAUGUCCGCUGGGACCAAAGUGGGACUUUAAGGGGAUUUGCUUCCCCUGUGAGUGACAAAGCAGUGCAAUAAAUGGGGGCCACACCAUCAGGCUCUGGGCAGCCUUGCCAGCCAGGCUCCCAUAUCCCUGGACCUCA